Messenger RNA from Labeo rohita (rohu), 2909 nucleotides. RefSeq names its product carbonic anhydrase XII (gene ca12). NCBI's taxonomy places the organism in Eukaryota, Metazoa, Chordata, Actinopteri, Cypriniformes, Cyprinidae. Gene Ontology annotation, molecular function: zinc ion binding; carbonate dehydratase activity. Gene Ontology annotation, cellular component: plasma membrane. The record is from RefSeq and is a predicted model, not a curated record. Bases 293 to 1807 code for a protein of 504 amino acids. The transcript is spliced from 9 exons.
UGGCUAAUAGCUAUUUAUCAAAGUUAAGACAAAGCUGUGCUCCUCUGAUGCCCAAAAUGCUGUCUGGGUAGGCAGCACACUUGCUCGAAGCACAGCCGCAGAUUUGUAUGAAGUCACUCACUGUAAACGCGCGACAGAUAUUCUGAGGCACUGCUCUUGUCAUCGCCGUGACGUCAGUUUGUUUAACUCGCGAGCGCUUGAUAUAAGAGACGGUUCCGACAGCUAUGUCAACGUUUUUCUCCUCUGAGUCGACUUCUGAGGGCACUUGAGAAGCACACGGUACCUUUCCGCAAUGACACUUAAACUUACGUUCAUCAUCUUCGUCGUGUGUCCCUUCGCGUCCUCAGGGGUAAAAUGGGCAUAUAAUGGACCUGACGGAGAACACAACUGGUCCAGCAGCUUCCCAUUUUGCGGAGGAGCGUUCCAGUCGCCCAUCGACUUCCAAACAGAGCUGCUGAGAUACGAUCCAAACUUGCCGCCCAUCCAGGUUCAAAACUACAACCUGUCGACCAAUGAGCAGCUCACUCUCAGCAACAACGGACACUCUGUGCAGUUGUCUUUGCCAUCUCACAUGUACAUCUCCAGCCUCCCUCACCGAUAUUCAGCAGCUCAGCUCCACUUCCACUGGGGCUCUUCCGAUCUGCUGACUGGAUCAGAACACACUGUUAAUGGCAAACGGUUUUCUGGAGAGAUGCAUAUAGUACACUUCAAUUCUGAAAAAUACCCCAACAUCUCAAUGGCAGUAGACAAGUAUGAUGGAUUGGCUGUGCUGGGAGUUUUCAUUGAGAUUGGAGAUUUCAACCCUGCUUUUGACAGAUUCUUCAAAUUCAUGAAUGGGAUAAAGUACAGAGAUCAGAAAAUACAGGUUCCAGCAUUUAACAUCCGUACGCUCCUACCAGCCCGUUUAGACGAGUAUUACCGCUACGAUGGUUCUCUGACCACACCGCCCUGCUAUCCCAGUGUGCUAUGGACUGUGUUCAGGAGACCAGUCACCAUUUCAAGAAAACAGUUUUUGGCACUGGCCACAGCUCUGUAUGCCUCUCAUGCUCAAGAGACUGCUACCGUGCCACUUCACGGAAAUUACCGGAAACCACAACUCGCAGAUAACAGAGUGGUACUGGUUUCCUUCAAGGACGGACUGCAUGGUAUUCUUUCAGCGGCGUCCCCCUUUCAGAGGAAGCAAGUCAUCCAGAAGCUUCUGGUGGGUGACCUUGCGGACUUGGCUGACGAGGGACUCCACCAGCUUCUGCCAAAGUUGAGUUCCCAACCGGUACAGGAUAAAAAGUGGAAGAAGAACAAGAAAGGACACUGGAGCCAAGCAACCCAGAAAGAGCAGUGGUCCAAGAACAAGGUGCCACACAACACUGGCUACUCCUUUUCCGCUAGAAAGAAUGUGGCAACACCGUGGUAUAUGGGAGCAUUUGAUACAGAUAAAGGGAUGUGCUUCAUAUCCCUGGAGGAGAAUGUCGUGCACCAGCUCGAGAGAUACCAUGCAAAGGGUCUGAUGGUUGAGGCUCUGAAAGAGGUUGUAUUCCCAGAGUUGAACCUCAGGAGUUACUUGCACUGCCGGUCCGAUCUAGACCUUCAGACCAUAAGAAAACUCAUACAAGGACGAUCUCGAGACGAAGCCGCCGAGCUCGAACAAUCUCUGGCUGAAGCCAUGCUCAAGAAGAUGAGGAGGCAAAUCAACCAGCAUAGAAACCCAAACAUGAAAACCACCAUAGGGCACCCUCCAGCCACAGUCCCGAAGGACUUCAGCUCGGCUUUGACUUACCGCAGACCUCAACGUGUCGAGUGGGAAGAUUAGACCCAGCGAGGGCCACGAACCUCCCCGAGGGCCUAAAUUUCUGCAGUUCGCUGUCACGCACAAUAUUCACAUAGUCAAGUCAGCUCCUAAGGCUAGCAUGUCAUUUAAAUAAUAUUUAUUUAGUUUGAUGGUACCCCUCUAACGCUGUCUUUGUCUUUGUCUCAAACUAGUUUUGCUUUUGCAGUAGAUGACUUGUUGAGCAAAUAAUGUUUGUGAUAUGUUACGCCGCCGGUUAUGAAAAGUUGUAGUUACUUUCCACUGAACUGGAAAGUAUCCUUGACAGGACCAAAAAAUUUUCAUCCUUCAAAAUCCAGAUUAACUAUGUAAUGAUUAGUCUAGACUAAAAGCUAAGUCUGUUUUAAGCAUUAGUGGGAUUUUUGUGGGAGAAUAAGGCUGAAACAAUCUUAAUUAUGAUAUGCAAUGCACAAAAAGACAGAAGACCAUAAUGGUGAGGGCAUAUUUUUACAUUUUAUUGGGAAAAGUUGAGUUGUAUGUUGCAGUAAUUGUAUUCUGUGGUUGAAAAGAGUCAAGCGCAAAUUAAAAGGGACAAAGAGACAAAAUCAGCACUUGAAGUAUUUUAACAUUCUCACGUUCUCGAAUGCUGUGUGGUACUGUUUUUUCUUUGGGUGUGAUCUAAGACCAGAGAGAAAGCAGACAGCGUAACCUUUUUUUGGACACUGACUCAGAUUUUGGUCUGUAUAAUUCUGUGUAAAAUGUUUAGAUCAUGGACUGUAAAAUAAAAGCAAAACUUUAAUUAAAAAUGUAUCACUUUUUCCACUUGUAAAGGUCAAACAUGUCGGUUUAUAUUCUAAAUGGUGUUCAGACGUGAUGUCUGAAUAUUAUAAAGUACAAUGGUGUAUGUUUAUAUUUGUAUUUAUACUGAGUGUAUCAGAAUCUUUGGACCUUGUAUGAUCCACAUUAGUAAAUCCAGAAAUUAUCCCUAAAUUCUGUCUUUGUUUAUUUACCCGAAUGUCAUUCCAAACCUGUUUGACUUUAUUUCUGAGUACAAAAGAUAUUUUUUUUGUCCCAACAAUGUAAGCCAAUAGAGUCCAGUGUUAUUUUGGACCCCACUGACUUUCAUUGUAUGACUUACAUUCCUCAC